Messenger RNA from Ficedula albicollis (Collared flycatcher), 4502 nucleotides. RefSeq names its product phosphopantothenoylcysteine decarboxylase (gene PPCDC). The coding region runs from base 290 to 922 and encodes 210 amino acids. Gene Ontology annotation, molecular function: FMN binding; phosphopantothenoylcysteine decarboxylase activity. Gene Ontology annotation, biological process: coenzyme A biosynthetic process. The record is from RefSeq and is a predicted model, not a curated record. Gene Ontology annotation, cellular component: phosphopantothenoylcysteine decarboxylase complex. Lineage: Eukaryota; Metazoa; Chordata; Aves; Passeriformes; Muscicapidae. The transcript is spliced from 6 exons.
CACCAAUCAGCGCUGCGGGCAGGAUUAGCAGACACCAAUCAGCGCUGUGGGCGGGAGUAGCACGCACCAAUCAGCGCUGUGGGCGGGGGCGGCACGCACCAAUCAGCGCCGUGCGUGCGCCCGUUCCCGGCAGCCCCCGCGGCCCCGCUCCCUCAGGAGCGCUCUCCCCUCACGGCUCUCCCGGCCGUGCCUGCGGCGGUACCGGAGCGCUCUUUGCUCCCUUCAGGCAGCCCCCGGGGGCUUCUCGCAGCUGUUGUGCCUUUUGGAGCCCUUUCCGUUGGGUUGGAGCAUGGAGCCCAUCUCCCUGCCAGCACCAGGCAUUCCUGCAGGAAACAGCUCCUCUGAGGCACGGGGGAAAUUCCGUGUGCUGGUGGGAGUGACUGGAAGCGUGGCUGCCCUCAAGCUGCCCCUGCUCGUCGCAGAGUUGCUGAAAAUCCCUGGGCUCGAGGUGAAGGUGGUCACUACUGAGAGAGCAAAACAUUUCUACAAUGCCCAGGAGAUUCCUGUCACCCUCUAUGGUGAUGAAGAGGAGUGGCAGCUGUGGAAGGGCCGCUCGGACCCCGUGCUGCACAUCGAGCUCCGGCGCUGGGCUGACCUCAUGGUGGUGGCACCUCUGGAUGCCAACACGCUGGCCAAGGUGGCCAAUGGCAUCUGUGACAACCUGCUGACCUGCGUGAUCCGCGCCUGGGACCUGAGCAAACCCCUGCUCUUCUGCCCCGCCAUGAACACGGCCAUGUGGGAGCAUCCCAUCACAGCUCGGCAGGUGGAGCAGCUGAAGGCCUUUGGCUACACAGAGAUCCCCUGUGUGGUGAAGAAACUCGUGUGUGGGGAUGAAGGCCGAGGUGCCAUGGCAGAAGUGUGGACCAUCGUGGAAAGAGUUAAAAGGAUCCUUGAAGAACAGGAUGUGCCAAGGCAAAGCUGAUGUUUUGGCAUGUAAAUGGUGGUUUUGUGCCUUCCUGAUGGUUUGGAGAUAAAGGCAGCAGGAGGCUGGGCUCAGCUGCCCUGGUACCCAUGGCAUGCAUACCUUUAGCUGCUCUUCAACAGAAGGAGCCAACGGUUGUCUUCCAGCUGGUGCCAAACUGAAAUGUGGUACUCACCACAGACUUGCAAAAACCAGAGGCAAGAAUGUGCUGCUUUAGUGUGGAAAACCCUGUGGUAUCUUGGGAGUGACAUUCCCAAGGCUGCUCAGCCCCCAGUGCUUCACACCUGCUCUGUUCUGGGCAGGCUGCAGAAUGUGUUGGAGCUCCAGUGGUUCCAGAGAGGAAAAGGCCCUGCAAAUUCUGGUGCAUGGUAAUUCCAGCCCCUUCUAGCAGGUAUCUCUUGGACCAUUCCUGCUCUCCAAAGGCUGGUCCGUAGGUCUGCUGGCUGCACGUUCCUUCCCAGCAGGAGUCACUGCCCAAAAAGCAUUUUCCCUCUCAAAACUUAAUAAAAAAGCAUUUUUUAAUCCUGCCCCUAAUGAGUUGCCUCUAGUGACUGCUUUGGGAGGUGUUCCCAGCCAUUAUCUUUGCUAAGUUGUUGUGCCUGCUUAUGUUUUUUUGGUUUUUUUUAUCAGAUAUGGUGAAAAUUUGCCUGAAAGGAGCUCUUCAGUCCUUUUUCCCUUUUGCAGCUGUUUUCUGGAGAGGGAUGCAGGUAUCAAUCUCAUUCCAAAGUGCCUCCUGCCCAUCUGGCUGCCCCCAGUCAGGAAACAAAGCAGGCCAGGUCCUCAUGGGUGUUUCCCACGGGACUGAAGUCAAACAUCACCUUUUAUGAGCUUUCCUGCUUGAAAAUUAACUGCCUGGCAUGAAUAAAUUGGGAAAUGCUGUGCCAUUGUGGGCCAGAACAGGCAGGGCUCCCCCAGUUCAGCCUUUCCUUGGGAACACAAUCUUGCUCCUGAGGGGAAUGGGAGCUGUGGAACAUGCUGCUCUAGCAGAGCACUGCUGACCUACUGAGUUCAUUUUUGACUAAACCCAAACAAAUUGGGUACAGCACGUUCAUCCUGCCUGUGGGGGGAACCUCCAGCCUGCUGUGCACGAGGGAAAAGGUCACUAGGUUAGGUGACACAUCCAUCCCACACGAAUAAAACCUCUGAACUUUCCCAGUUUUGGCUCUUCCACUGACAGAGAUCCAGGGAGUCACAAUUUCUGAGAAGGAUCCUGGUGUGAGCAGAGCUUGUGACUCACACAGAGGGCUGCAGUGGUGGGGUGGCUGCCACUUCUGCAUUUUGCCAGGAUUUAUGGAGUGACCCUGCAUCAUUUGCUCAUGUUCUCAGCUCUCAGCCUCUCAGAGGAGCUUCCCUUCAGCUCACUGACAGUAGCAGAGAUGUUUCUGGCUUCCCUGAGUUCUGAUGUGAUUGGUGUUUCUGCUGUUCACAGGGAAACGUGUGUUUUGGCUGCUACAGCUGGCACUUGUCCUUGGGGCUCUGUUGUGGCUAUCUGCUGUGCCUGGAGUUGUUUAUCCCUCCUCCUGCUCCCUGACUUGGCAGCACAGAAAAUCCAACAGAUUCCUCUAUCCCGGGACAAAAUACCACAUCCCUGAUAAGAACCUUCCUCUCUUCCAAGCCUGCUUUGCUUCCUUGAGCUGCUCCAGAACUAUUGACAAGCGAUCCUCUGUGCAAUUGCUGUGAUUUUUUCAUUAGAAGCAGGUUGUGAUAGCGGUCCAGGCUGGCAUAAACCCGUGCCCAAACAACCUUUCCUUCAGGGCAAAUAGAAGAAACUGCUCAGUUCCUUCUGGGAGGCAGGAACAGCUUCCACCCUGGCACAGGUACAGGUCUCCACCCGUGGCCAGGGCGGGCAGGAGCUGCUCCCUGUGGAAAAGGAGCAGGAAUAGAACUGGGGGAAGCCCUGUCUGCUUGAGGAGGUGACUUUGGGACAGUGUAUUUCUAGGAUGAGGUUUGGGGUGCUGAUGAAGGACCUGAAUCCAAACCAGGGCUCUGUGCCAGCUUGGGGAAUAGGCACUGCCAGGCUCUCCUUAAGCCAGUGAGAUCACCAAGAGGUGCUGAGGGACGGAUCCCUCAGGGCGUUCAGGCUUCCACCUGCCUGCCUCACAGCUCUGUGUGUGACCCAGGUUCACAGGGCAGGCCUGAGACACUUCCCAUGAACUUUUUCUUUUCCUUCAGCUCUUCUUUUUGAGCCACACGCUGAUUUUUUGUUUCACUUUCCCAUGAAACUCUCAGAUGACUGAGGCAGCGCCCCCGUGAAUCCUGCUGGGUUGCAAUUUCAUUCAUCCUGCUUAAAACUGUUUCUCUCAGCACGGCUUGGGAGUGAUAAAGAGCCAGGACAAAAGCUAAGCAAAGGCAGCAGCCCACCUCCUUCCUGGGCUGGGAUGUGCCUCUCAGCAUUCCCCUCAUCCCAAACUCAAUGGGAUCCCUUUGCUGCUUGGAUUCGGGGAGGAUGGAGAUGCCGUGGUGCUGUUUGGUCCGGCUUCGAUCAGCAGUUUGCUCUCCAGCUUGCCUGUCCCAUCCCACUCUUCCAUCUUGGGAGCCCGCAGCAGGAAAAAAACAUCUGAAAAAAAGUGAGAAAACCUCCCCACAUAUAGACUUUGAGCCUCUGUGGUGCACCUGGCGCAGAGGUUUUGCAGCCCGGGGCUCCGGAUUUGGCACCUGCCCCCCCGGCGCGGGGAUGCCGCCCACUCCGGAUCCCCAGAGCACGAGAGGUGGCAGGAAGUGGCUUUGUCCCCAACCACAGCCCAGCCAGGCACUGGGGGGAGGCCAGGGGUUGCCACAGGGUGACAGAGCGGUGCCAAGUGAGAACUGGGGGUGUUGGGUGGUUUUUUUUCCUUUCCUUGCUCUGGCAGGGUUCAAAACAACACCAUGAGAUGAAUUUUCCUCCUGUAAGAUCGCAGUGACAGUGGAAAAGGGAGAGGAUCCAAAUGGAUAGUGCUGGUUCCAACCUCUGCCCUCAUGGUUUUGUUGCCAUUUUGAUUCAGUAAACUGUAUUAAGGUAGUAGUAAACCUUUUAAUUAAUGUUAGUUGACAUUAGUAGUGGUAGUUAUGCUAAGGCUCAAUAGGCCUCAUGUAAUCGGUAGAUGAAUUUUAUAGAAAAUUUCGUAAUGUAAGCAGUGUAGUUAAGAAAUAAUUACCUAUCUUAAGGAGUGUAUCCAUUUAUCUAGGGAAUGUACCUCUUGGCAGAAACUUAAAUGUCAGGAAGAUUAUGGUACCGUGAAAACAAUAAUCAAAGGAUUUAGUAGAGCUUAUAGAACAUUUAGAAACUGUCAAGAUAAGGCUAAAGUAUAAUAAUAAAUAAGGGUUCUGGUGAUGGGGAAACAUGCAAGGAGGAUUAAGGAGGAGGUAGCCUAUAGUUCUGAGUAGACAAGCAUGUAGAAUUUAUGACUUUUAGGAAUGACAUCUACAAGAUUUAUGUAUCUGUAUUGUCUUGAAGAAUGUGUACUUGCGCAAGUAGACCACUUUGUGAAAAAGGUAUAAAAACCCUGUAAAUUUUCUGCAAGAUGGGGCUCUGUCUCUGGACGCUAGUCCACAGGCUCCCGGGCCCUCAAUAAAGCACCGCAUAAACGACUUCGGUUGUUUG